UGUUUAUUAUGGAAUGUCAGCACCUUUUGAACUACACUGUUCCUUAAACCAAUAUAAUGUGAAGUGAAAAGCAAUCUCAACUCCUUUUCAAACUAACAAAAAGGGAAACUUCAGAAUGAGAAUAAGAAUGGAACAUUUAGAGGAACCUACCCGAUUACUUCUCGAAGAUAGUCUAUUGAAGUCUGAAGACAGUAUUCACACACGAGAUGGGUCAGCAAACAUAAAGGGAGAGCUUGCUAUCAAGAUUCAAGAGGGAAACUGGGAAAUGGAAAUCAUGCAACUUUGUUCUUGGUACUUUCUUUUGUGAACGUUUGGCAUAUUAUGGGAUUACUACAAAUCUUGUAAUUCUCUCACCACGAAACGAAGAGAUGGCAUCUCACUAAAAGUAUCUAAAACAACCUUCAAGCAUCUACCAUGUUUUGACCUCAAAUUUCAUAGUCUGUUCUUGUCAUGAAAAUCUUCACUUAAUGAUGAGGCGCAGCUAAUAUUGUUGGAACUAUCGAAAAUAUAUAAUCCACAUAUUUUAGGCCCUUCAGUCAUGAAUAUUGUUCCUUUCGGCAAACACAUUUUUCUUGUUUGUUGGAUAUUCUCAGGUAUUUUCGGUCUCAAAUCUAGAAUCUUGUCAUUGCCAGGUGGUAUAAGAUGGACGGAGGAGGGGUGAUACCUGCAAACAUUUAAACGCCCAAGUCAUUGAUUUGUGUACCUUAAUUUGAUAUAUGUGAUCUGUAACACUCGAGGUCGAAGAAGGUAAGGAGCAUGUAACACCCGAGGCCGAAAAAGGCGAUGAGUGUUCACUGAAUUCACAUCGGAACGAGAGGGAUCCCUUAAUGGUGCGCAAGGUUGAGACUGCAUGGCUGAAGGAAGACUUAUAAUGAUUUAUUGAUACUACCUAUACCAACAAGAUGCGUCUUCGUUUCGGUAGCCUAACAAAUAAGAACUCCAUAAUUAAGGAGGCUUGACUUGGAGUAGUAUUAGGAUGGUGAACUUUUGGGAAGUUUCCCAUAAAGCGUGUGAGUGAGGACAAAGCAUGCUAAAAAAUAUCUGUGUUGGUUUGUGAGGUCAGUCGGUAAUCCUGAAAAAAAACUGGGGAAAUACACAGUGCUUUAUAUAGGGGUUACAUUAUGGUUUGCUAAAGACCUAUAACCUUGGCUUUAAUCGUCAUCGUCCAAAUCGGUAGAUGUUGGAAUAUAAUUUGUUAUGUUAUCUGAAGGCCCAAAUGCUUCUCUAGGACAAGUUCACGCCUAUUCCCUAAGUUCUAUAACAUUUUGCUGGGAAACCGAUAUUAAGGUUGAUGUUUUAUUUCUCUUACAUCAUUAACUAUCGUCAUGCCAGCAUAAAUAUUUUUACCUUAUUUAGCUUUAUGUCUAUAUUGCACUUCAUGCCUACACUGAGCUCCUUUUGAAAUGAGCUGAGAUUCGAGUCUGAGAUCGUGUAAGAACAAUUUUUCCCCAAGCAUACUCUAACGUAGCUGAGGUGUAGCAUGUGAUUUUUGUGUCGUCCUUUCCUACUUCUUUAGAGCUUGUGUUUUUUUUUCUUCUACCUGUCUCUGAUCGCCCCUUUUCUCUCAUCCUGAAGUGUGAUAUGAAUCAAGUUUUAUUUUUGCAUUACGAUUUUACAUAGUAGACGUGCUUCUGAGUUAUAUCUUGGAAUUUGGUCAAACUUUACAUUGAUCUAUAAAAUGGUUCCUAGAAUUUUGUUGCUUGUCUUCUGUUUGCAUGUUUAUUUUGAUCAUCGUUUUAAUAACCGAGUUUCAUUAACAUUAGGUCUUUGCACAUCUCUUAGAUUUCAGCGUUUUCAUUCAAAUGUAUUUUUGCAUGCAUAAAACAUGAAUUUGACCUAAAGCCAAUGCAAAAUAAUUCAUGUCAAUAAGUCUAAAACUUGAAUCAAGAAACUCACUAAAGCAUGGUUCAAGUCAGACGAAUUCUCGAUUCAAUCAUGAACAUUUAUUUUUCAAAAAUUGAAAAUCUGGAAGCAUGAUUUGAAUAAAUGAAUUAGGUGACUCGAAUCAUGAAAUAAUUGAGUAAAUAAAAAUUUUCUAUAUGAAGUGUGAUUCGAUUCGAAUCACAAGAUCUCAUGAUUCGAAUCAAGGAAGGCGUGAUUCGAAUCACAUAACAAAUUGAUUCAAAUCAUAGUUGAACUUCUCAUUUUGGGAUUCAUUUCAAAUGACGUGACUAGAAUCAUAAAUUUUUUUUCCCUCGAAUCACAUGACUUGAAUCAUCACACCAACCAAAGGAGAAAAAUAUGAAGAAAAACCUUUUCUUGUGUUGAAUUUGUGAGUAUCCUAAAUAGUGUGUGUGAGAUUCUUUCUGAAAAUCAUUUUCAACUCUAGCAAAAAAAAACCAUUGUAUGUGUUUUUAUUUCAAAUCUAAUAAAGAGUGUUUUUAUUUCAAAUCUAAUAAAGAGUGUGAAGAUCUAGUAUGAGGAGGUUCAUUAGUGUUCUAAUGUCUAGUAAAGUUUUGCUUUCAAAUUGAAUAUUUAGUGUGUAUGUGGUUAUUUUAGAGAUUGAUAUCAAGUUAAGAAAAAGAAGGGUAUCUUCUCCAAAGGAAAAUUUUGAUAAGACCAAGUGAAGAUCGAUGCAGACGAUAUUUUGAAGUUUUAGUUCCUUUGGCAGUUCAAGGACUCUAACAUGGAAAAUUUUGGUAGGAGUGAGUAAAGAUUGUUGUAGACAAAAUCUUGGAGCGUUUUGGUUAUGAGAGGGUGAAUCGAUACUAGGUAAAGUGAAUAUUUCAUACCUAGGUACACAAUUUUUCAUUCCCAAAAACAACUAUGUUGUACCCUAAUUCUUGAUUCAAAUGACUAACCUAAUUUUAAAUUAAUUAAUUAAUCAUAAUUUAAAUAAAAUUUUGAAUUUUCAAGAUCCGGUGUGGCUUUCGUUGCUUUUUAUCAGCGAAUUCUUCAUCUCUGAAAUUGAUCUUCCACAAGGAUCUCAGUUUGAUGAGUUUUUAAGCAACUUAAAUUAAAGCUUAGGCGCGGAUAGAGGAGUUAAAGAAGUUCAAUCCGGAGGUUGUGAAAAGGAGGAAGAAUCAGGUUUCAUGAAAGGGAGAUGGAUUUGAAGGGAAGAGGAAUGACAAUGGAUCUGAAGGGACAUGGAAGAAAGAUGAAUGAUAAUAGAUAAAAUAGAUAUAUUUAAAAAAUGCUAUCUUUACACUCAUUUUUCUUACACCUUACCCCAUAAACUUUAACAAAGCAACCCACUCAUGCACACAAUUCAAAGUAAAGAUAAAUUAUUAAAAAAUUAAAACUGGUGCAUUGUGGUAUACAAUUACGGUGUUGAGGUAAGAAAAACAGUGUAAACUUAUCAUUUCUCAUUUAAAAAUUUAUAUAGAUUUUGUAUUUAUUGGACAAAUUUCAUUGUGUCAGCAAUCAUAUAAUCCUUUGUGCAUAUCCCAAGAAGAAUUGAAAAUGAAGAUUCUUUAUUCUCAACACAUUGUUUCAUAAACUCUCUCUCACACACAGCAAUCAGCAUGGGUUCUACUAUUAACGAUGACGUUCCAGAACUGGAACAAGGCCUUCUUCAGGAUGAAAGGAGCAAACAAUACACAGGAGAUGGUUCGGUUGACUUUAGAGGGAAGCCUUCUAUUAAGCGCAAUACUGGCAAUUGGAGAGCUUGCCCAUUUAUUCUAGGCAAUGAAUGUUGUGAACGUUUGGCUUUCCUUGGCAUUGCCACAAACCUUGUUACCUAUCUUACAACCAAACUACAUGAAGGAAAUGUCUCUGCUGCAAGAAAUAUCGGCAUCUGGCAAGGAACCUGCUAUCUCACACCUCUCAUUGGAGCUGUUCUGGCAGAUGGUUACUGGGGACGAUACUGGACAAUUGUUGUUUUCUCUAUGAUUUAUUUUGUUGGGAUGUCUAUCUUGACAAUUUCUGCAUCUGUUCCAUCAUUGAAGCCAGCUGACUGUUUGGGUUUGGUAUGUCCUCCGGCUAGUCCUGUGCAAUAUUAUCUGUUAUACUUUGGUCUUUAUGUAAUUGCACUUGGGACUGGUGGUGUAAAAGCAUGUGUGUCAUCUUUUGGGGCAGAUCAGUUUGAUGAAACUGAUUCUGAGGAAAGUGUCAAGAAGGCUUCCUUUUUCAACUGGUAUUACUUUUCGAUCGACCUAGGCGCCAUUGUGUCAUGCACCUUUAUUGUGUGGGUUCAAGAAAAUGCAGGCUGGGGUCUUGGAUUUGGCAUUCCUGCUUUAUUUAUGGGAUUAGCUAUUGGAAGCUUCUUUUUAGGCACACCCCUCUAUAGAUUUCAAAAACCAGGGGGAAGCCCUAUUACAAGAAUGUGCCAGGUUGUGUUAGCAUCUCUCCGAAAUCGGAACUUGGUUGUGCCGGAUGAUAGUAGUCUCCUGUAUGAGAUGCCUAACAAGAAAUCAGGAGUGGAAAGAAGUCGCAAACUGAUGCAUCAUGAUGAUCUGAGGUAUUUUGAUAGAGCAGCUAUCGUGUCUGAUUCAGAGAAUAGAAGUGGUGAAUGUUCUAAUCCAUGGAGGCUUUGCACUGUUUCACAGGUGGAAGAAUUGAAAAUCUUGAUUCGCAUGCUUCCAAUUUGGUCUACUGGCAUAAUAUAUUCUGCUGUCUACGCCCAGCUGUCAACGUUGUUUGUGGAGCAAGGAACUAUAAUGGACACAUAUAUUGGUUCCUUCAAACUAUCCCCGGCUUCCCUUUCAACCUUUGACGUGGCAAGUGUUAUUUUGUGGGUCCCUGUCUAUGACAGGAUACUUGUUCCUAUUGCAAGGAAACUUACGGGACAGAAAAGGGGCAUUUCUGUGUUUCAAAGAAUAGGAAUUGGCCAUUUUAUUUCAGGGCUGUGUAUGUUAGCAGCUACUGCUGUGGAGAUUAAACGUCUGCAACUUGCUAGAAAGCUUGACCUUGUGGAUAAACCUGUUGCCAUACCCCUUAGUGUAUUAUGGCAAAUACCUCAAUAUGUCUUAUUUGGUGCAUCAGAGGUAUUCACGUUCAUUGGACAGCUUGAGUUCUUCUAUGAUGAAUCACCAGAUACUAUGCGGACUUUAUGUUGCGCACUGCCACUCCUGAGUUAUUCAUUGGGGAAUUACUUGAGCUCUUUCAUGCUUACUAUAGUAACUUACUUCACUACUCAAGGUGGAAGGCUUGGAUGGAUUCCCGAUAACUUGAAUAAAGGACAUCUUGAUUACUUUUUUCUGCUUUUAUCAGGACUUAGCUUAUUAAAUAUGUUGAUGUACAUAAUUGCCGCCAAAAUGUACAAGCAGAAGAAGAUUUCUUUAGAUUUUUCAAGCACUUAUUGCUCAUAGGAGUGGAAGCAUGAUCUGAUAUUUUCGUCAUUCAUUGUGAAUAUCAUUCUGUAUGAUAAUUGAUAAAUAUGUAUAUGCCAAUUGGGAAUGGAGUUUGGGAAAAUGGAUAGUUUGGGUUUUUGGAACUUACCAUGUUGUGCAUAACUAUAGUUGAAGAUCAGCCGAACCACUGGCAUUGAAAGGCUCUGUCGAAUAAAUUCAGCUUAUAAGCUCAUUCAAAGAGAUGAUGAUCAAGCAGACAGGAAGUUAUUCUGUUGAGAUUUUAUCUCCAUAUCUUUCUCUAUAAUGACCGGAUCAAGGGAUUGUACCGCUGUAUGCUUUUAUUCUUUCUCCUUAUUUAGAGCUCUGUCAUAUGGGAAUUCACUCCUAAUUUGUAGUAUAAAUACAAGUUGUAUGUACUCAUCUAAAUCAAUUGAGAGAGUAUCAAUAAUAAUUCUUUCUUCUUUCAAGUUA
Messenger RNA from Vicia villosa (hairy vetch), 5702 nucleotides. Its product is annotated as protein NRT1/ PTR FAMILY 8.3-like. The record is from RefSeq and is a predicted model, not a curated record. Gene Ontology annotation, molecular function: transmembrane transporter activity. Gene Ontology annotation, cellular component: plant-type vacuole membrane. Bases 3465 to 5249 code for a protein of 594 amino acids. The transcript has 8 exons. Gene Ontology annotation, biological process: oligopeptide transport; transmembrane transport. Lineage: Eukaryota; Viridiplantae; Streptophyta; Magnoliopsida; Fabales; Fabaceae.